UACUUUUCCUCUCCGCGUUCGUGAAUAAACAAACUGGGGCUCAAAUCUGGAACCUUCCGUUGUGACAAAAACAAGUACGCUUCAAAACACACCGUAAAAAUGCACGAAAACUCGAUUUUAGUUCUUAUCCGUGUGUUUUUUAGUCAGCAUCGACAUUUUAUGCUUUUAUUUUGAGCCUCUGACGAACAGACGCGGAGUAAAUAGACUUUGUACACCAGUGUACUGUGUGGUGAGGAAACAGGAGGCGUUCUGUGGUGUUGUGAAAGUGUCACAGCACAUUUCUGCUCCUGUAACACAUCAUCUGCGCCUCAGAAGUCGCCUGGUUCUCAUCAUCAUCAUCAUCAUCAUCAUCCUCAGUCCUGAACAGCUCCUGCUGGUUAAUCAUCCCCAAAGAGACGGCGGCAUGUUACCUGAUCAGGAUGGACAGAAUGUUGGAGGAGGAGCGAGCGAAGAUCCCUCCACUGCCCUUUUCAGGGAAUAUCUCCGUCUGAAGACGGUGCAUCCAGAACCAGACUACGAUGCCGCUCUUAGGUUCCUUGGCAGGAUUUCUGAGGAACUCGGUUUGCCCAUGAAGAAAGUGGAGGUGUGUCCUGGUAGAGUAGUGACCAUCCUGACAUGGACAGGCACGGAUCCUGCUCUGAAGUCCAUCCUUCUGAACUCUCACACAGAUGUCGUUCCUGUGUACCAGGAGCACUGGAAGUACGAUGCAUUCGCUGCUGUGAAGGAUGCUGAGGGAAACAUCUACGGCAGAGGAUCCCAGGACAUGAAGUCGGUCACCAUACAGUAUAUCGAAGCUGUUCGUCGUCUGAAGGCCGCGGGGAAGACGUUCCCUCGCACCAUCCACUUGAUGUUCGUUCCAGAUGAAGAGGUUGGAGGUCAUAAAGGAAUGGAGUCAUUUAUAAAGCACCCCGAGUUUCACAAGCUCAAUAUAGGCUUUGCCCUGGAUGAGGGUCUGGCUAAUCCCUCAGAAGCCUUCACGGUGUUUUAUGGAGAAAGGAAUCCUUGGUGGGUGACAGUUCGGUGUCCAGGCAGUCCAGGUCAUGGUUCCAGGUUCGUGGAAAACACAGCAGCUGAAAAAAUGCGCCGGGUCAUUAAUUUGUUCCUGGAGUUCAGAGAGAGAGAGAGACAGCGGCUGAAUACGAGUGAGUGUUUCACUCUGGGUGAUGUCACCACCAUUAACAUGACAAUGGUGAAUGGGGGUGUGGCUUACAAUGUCAUUCCAGCUGAGAUGGACGUCAGCUUUGACAUUAGAAUUCCACCCACUGUCAGUCUGCAGGAGUUUGAGGAGCAGAUUAAGGCUUGGUGUAAGGAAGCGGGACAUGACGUCACGUACGAUUUUGCGCAGAAAGGAAUGAAUCAGACAACUACUUCCACAGAGGACAGUGACCCCUGGUGGAGUGCGUUCAGCUCCACGUGCAAGUCCAUGAACAUGUUGUUAAAGAAGGAGAUUUUUCCCGCCGCCACAGACAGCCGCUUCAUCAGAGCCGCGGGUCUGCCUGCGAUCGGGUUUUCUCCGAUAAACACCACUCCCAUCUUACUGCAUGACCACAACGAGUUCAUCAGUGAAAGUGUGUUCCUCAAUGGCAUCCACUUCUACGAGACUGUCAUCCCUGCUCUCGCCAGUGUGCCCACUCUGAGCACUGAUGCCUAGACACACACACUCACACACACACACCCUCUCUCUCUCUCUCCACUUUUCUUUCUCUCUAUUAAAGCACACCGGUGCACUUCCAGCUGCUAUAACCUCUCAGCCAGAGUUUAUUUUUUUUUUGUUUUUUUUUUUUAAACCAAAGAGCCGAGGGAACUCGUCUGCGUACGAGACCUCAGCCUUCUCCUAGUGUGUGCUUCUAAUCCUCCAGCUCAGGAUUCUGUUCAAGUUCAAUCAGAAAUAAUAACCUCAGCAUUACAUCGCCGCAGCCUCGGCGUCGUGCUGCUCUGGUGCAGUGACGCUCGUCGUGUUAGUAAAGGAUGAUGAAGUCUUAAACGUGAAUAUCUGGGAGCGUCAGUGAGCUCUGUGUGACUUACAGAGGACACUCAUGAAUUAUUGCAGGCUGUAAUAGUGUUGAAUUAGAAGUAGGACGCCUCUGAUUUACUCAUGUUUACAAUCACUUAGCUGUAUACUGGAUGAUGUGUUGAUUUUUACUUGAUGUCACAAGAUUGAUUUAUAUGCAUAUCUUAAUUAUUAAAUAUUUUAAAACCUCAGAA
Messenger RNA from Tachysurus vachellii, 2205 nucleotides. Its product is annotated as aminoacylase-1-like. The coding region runs from base 404 to 1651 and encodes 415 amino acids. Gene Ontology annotation, biological process: amino acid metabolic process. Gene Ontology annotation, molecular function: aminoacylase activity. Lineage: Eukaryota; Metazoa; Chordata; Actinopteri; Siluriformes; Bagridae. The record is from RefSeq and is a predicted model, not a curated record. The transcript has 15 exons. Gene Ontology annotation, cellular component: cytoplasm.